This is a messenger RNA of Mobula hypostoma (lesser devil ray), 2506 nucleotides long. It is a transcript of the gene rspo2, whose product is annotated as R-spondin 2. The transcript has 5 exons. The record is from RefSeq and is a predicted model, not a curated record. The coding region runs from base 584 to 1315 and encodes 243 amino acids. Lineage: Eukaryota; Metazoa; Chordata; Chondrichthyes; Myliobatiformes; Myliobatidae.
AGCACAGCACCCCCUGUUAGUCCUCAAACCUUUUUGCACCUUGCAUUGAAAAGCUGUGGUUUCCUUUCUCUCCCCCCACCCUGAUCAGCAAGUACCACAGCUCCCAGCGUCAUCCGAGGAGCCGCUACAAGAGGCAGGGCCGGGACAGACGCUGUCCAGAGGUACCAAGCACAUCUCCAUGCGCCGAUGUUGCACUGAUCCUCGCCGCUCUGGUCCGGAUCCCGGGCUGACUGUUCAAACUCCUCCCGAGAUCGCACGAAGCCUUGGUGUCCCCGACCCCGUGGAGACGGGGCAGGAUUUAAGGCGGGGGUUGAGUGCUCUGGGAGCGGCUCCGUGCGAUCGGUUGUCUGGGCGCCGGCUCGCCCCAUCCAGGAUGUCGCGGCUGGAAGGUGCCUGAAACCGGAAUUAUUCGGUGCGUCUACAAAGGGGGGUGGGGGCUGCAGGGAGAGCGGCCGGAGCCCAGGACACCCCCCAGUUGUUGUCAGAUUAAUCCGGACACCGCUGGGUGCGGGGGAGCGGAGCGCAGAGUGAGCAAGAGGUCCGGCGGCACGGUCCGAUCCCACCGCACGGCCCCGGAGCACAGAUGCAUUUUCGACUCUUUUCUCUGGCCCUGCUUCUUGUGAACUGCAUGGAUUAUGGGCACGGCCUAAGGCAGCGAGGCAAGCGGAGCAGGAGAGCAAACGCAGGACUGUACCCAAUCUGUAAGGGCUGUCUCCUUUGUUCGAAGGAUAAUGGAUGCCUUAGCUGCCAGCAGAAGCUGUUCUUUUACCUCCGACGACAGGGAAUGCGUCAGUUUGGUGAAUGCCUCCACUCCUGCCCCUCGGGGUACUAUGGUCUGCGGGCGCCUGAGAUGAACAGAUGUGCAAGAUGCAAAAUAGAUAAUUGUGACACAUGUUUCAGCAAAGACUUUUGUACAAAGUGCAAAGCUGGUUCAUACUUGCACAAGGGGCGUUGCUUUGAAGAAUGCCCUGAAGCAUAUGUACCAUUGCAAGAGCACAUGGAAUGUGUGGAGGGCUGUGAGGUUGGACCGUGGAGCAACUGGGGAACUUGUAUAAAGAAUGACAAAACAUGCGGCUACAAGUGGGGGCUGGAAACCAGGAGACGGCAGAUCGUGAAGAAGCCAGCAAGGGACACCAUUCCCUGUCCAACCAUCGCAGAAUCCAGGAGAUGUAAAAUGGAAAAGCGGCACUGUCCAGGAGAGAAAAAGCAAAGAGCAAAAGUGAAGGGAGCAGACAAGAAGAAGAAGAAGAGAGCUCGUGCUAAGGAACGCAAGCAAUUUGUGGCGCUGCAAACCACAGGGAGCACUGACCUAUAAAAAAGACAAGCCAUUUAAUCUACAACAUACAUCAAGCUGCUCGUCCUUCCUACACUCCUGCAGUUGUGCUGCUUUUGACGAUAUUAGUGGCAGAAAUGAAAGAAAGAGGAAAAGUCCAUCAAAAAUUUUAUUUAUACAUCAGGCGUUUGCUGUUCCCUGUUUGACCUGUAAAGAACAAGCUUGGUGUGGCAAAGACUCUUACAAAAGCCACUGAAAGUUUGCAUUAAGAUAAUUUAAAACAUGCAAGGUUAGCCCCUGCUUGUAGAGUUGCCCAGAGUUGGAGAACAAGAUGUGUCUAUUUAAAUGCAGGAAGACUUUUGAACACAGGACAAGGACUGUUCAUUACAUGGAGUCUGCAUUUUCCGUUUGUCCUACAUCCCAGGAAGACCCCAUAUGUGUACAAGCACUGCCAAGCUGCAAUGUUAUGCAGGGUUUGCCACAGGUCCUAGGGACAUCACCUACAUAAAACGCUUUAAAGGCUAUAACUGUAUAAUCAAAGCAAUGACUGUCUCCUUGUUGCUUGACUGGUGUGUACACAGUGCUGAGUCUAUCCAUAAUAAACUUAUUCACUGUGUUUAUAUGUAUGUAUAUAUAUAUAUAUAUAUAUAUAUAGAUAGAUGGCUAUGUAUUUGUAUGUGUGUGUAUGUGUAUAUAUAUGUGUGUAAUUUUAUAUAUACACACACUUACACUUUAAUUGUUGGCCAUCUGCUUCAUAGUACCUGGUACUAUUUCUCUGAUAACUGUAUUUUGGGGUGUCCAGUGGUGUGUGUGGAGAGAUGUGUAUCUGUUGACAUCUAAUUCCUGCUCUAACCCCAAGAUGGUCUUUGGAUCUUCAGUAAACUGGUAAAUUAGUCUACUAUUGUCGCAUGUACUGAGGUAAAGGGAAGAACUUGUGUACCCUUCAUACAGAUCAAUUCAUUACAACAGUAAUGAGGUGGUACAAGAUAGAGCAUGAACAGAAUGCAGAAUAAAGUGUUACAGUUACAGACAAAUUGCAGUGCAGGUAGAAAAUAAAGCACCAGGUCAUGAUGAGGUAGACUAUGAGGUCAAAAGUCCAUCUUAAUGUACUAGGGGACUGAUGAAUAAUUUUAUAACAGCAGGAUAAAAUCUGUCCUUGAGCCUGGUGGUACAUGCUUUCAGGUUUAGUAUCCUCUGCUCAAUGAGAUGAGACAGAAGAGAGAAUAUCUGGGU